Otolemur garnettii (small-eared galago) is the source of this 5098-nucleotide messenger RNA. It is a transcript of the gene SYT14, whose product is annotated as synaptotagmin 14. Bases 292 to 1845 code for a protein of 517 amino acids. The transcript has 8 exons. Lineage: Eukaryota; Metazoa; Chordata; Mammalia; Primates; Galagidae. The record is from RefSeq and is a predicted model, not a curated record.
GUGGAGUACAUGAACUUAUCUGUAUUAGGAAAGAAUCUGGAAUCUGAGUGCAUGCUGAUCUCCCAUUGACUUCUGUUCUAUUACUGUACCCCAUCAGAGAGAUGUGAGGAGUUGGUUGAAAUUCAAAUCGGGAACAUAUCCAAAGACCACAACAUCCUUUGACACCAACAACUGUCUAUGCUUCCUUAGAAGGAGCCACCUGACAACUGGGUGGUUCAACAAGGUGGCCCCAGGAAAGUAUCUCCAGAGGCAGUUGGAUUUUUGUCAGCUGUUGGGGUGUUUAUUAUCUUGAUGCUGCUCCUUUUUCUCUAUAUUAAUAAGAAGUUCUGUUUUGAAAAUGUUGGCGGGUUUCCAGAUCUUGGUUCAGAGUACAGUACAAGGAAGAAUUCACAAGAUAAAAUUUAUAAUUCCUACAUGGACAAAGAUGAGCAUGGCUCAUCCUCUGAAAGUGAAGAUGAAGCACUGGGGAAAUAUCAUGAGGCCUUAUCCAGAACACACAAUUCCAGACUACCCUUGGCAGAUUCUAGACAAAAGAACUACGCUUGGGAAACAAGACAGAAGUACAGUCCUCUGUCUGCAGAGUAUGAUGGAUACAGUAGUGAAGCAUCCAUAGAUGAAGGAAACUGCAUUCAGAGAAUGAGAAGAACGCCCCCACUGGAUGAACUGCAGCCACCACCCUAUCAAGAUGACAGUGGCUCUCCCCAUCUUUCCUGUACACCCUCAGAAAUUGGGGAUGGUAAAUGUGAAUAUUCCCACUGCAGCAACAGUCCAAGAUGUUCGUAUAACAAGUGCCCAAGUGAAGGAAGCGCAGGUCAUGAAAUAGGAAGUUUUCAUAAUAAAGGAUAUGAAGAAGAUGUCCCAAGUGAUAGCACUGCAGUCCUGAGCCCUGAAGAUAUGUCAGCUCAAGGAUCAUCUUCACAGCUUCCUAAACCUUUUGAUCCUGAGCCAGAAGCUAAAUAUGGUACACUGGAUGUGACUUUUGACUAUGACUCACAAGAACAGAAGCUUCUGGUAACAGUGACAGCUGUCACAGACAUCCCAACUUAUAACAGGACAGGUGGCAACUCAUGGCAAGUACACCUUGUUCUUCUACCUAUAAAGAAACAGAGAGCAAAAACCAGCAUCCAGAGAGGACCAUGCCCUGUCUUCACAGAAACAUUUAAAUUUAAUCAUGUUGAAUCUGAGAUGAUUGGAAAUUAUGCAGUUCGGUUUAGACUGUAUGGUGUACAUCGCAUGAAAAAAGAAAAGAUUGUGGGGGAAAAGAUUUUUUAUUUAACAAAAUUGAAUCUUCAAGGGAAAAUGUCAUUGCCUGUGAUAUUGGAACCUUCUUACAAUCAUUCUGGCUGUGAAUCCCAAAUGAGCGUGUCAGAAAUGUCCUGCAGUGAAAGUACAUCCUCAUGUCAGUCUCUUGAACACGGUUCAGUCCCAGAAAUCCUCAUUGGCCUGCUUUAUAAUGCCACAACUGGAAGACUCUCAGCAGAAGUGAUAAAAGGCAGCCACUUCAAAAACUUGGCAGCAAACAGACCACCGAAUACAUAUGUUAAGUUAACUCUACUGAAUUCCAUGGGGCAAGAGAUGUCCAAAUGCAAGACAUCCAUCCGCAGAGGGCAGCCAAAUCCAGUAUACAAGGAAACUUUUGUUUUUCAAGUGGCCCUAUUUCAACUUUCUGAUGUGACACUGAUACUGUCUGUGUAUAACAAACGCAGCAUGAAAAGGAAAGAGAUGAUAGGCUGGAUUUCUUUAGGUUUGAACAGCUCUGGAGAAGAAGAACUCAAUCACUGGACUGAAAUGAAAGAGUCCAAAGGACAGCAAGUAUGUAGAUGGCAUGCCUUACUAGAGUCGUGAUGAAUAGGGUAAGGAGAGAUUAUGACCCAAGGCUGCGUAUUUCAGAUCGCAGCAUUACGAUUUUUACCCAGUCACCGAUGGAAGAGCUUUUCUUUGAAGAAUCAUAUUCAGCAUUCUACCAAAAUGCUCUGAAUUUUGUGGAAAGAACAUCUAACACUGGCAUAAAUGAAGAAAAGGUGUGUCUCUGGUAGAGCUUGUCUGGGAAACCAAGAAACUUGCAUCGUCAUUGUUAAACUAACAAUCUUCCAGAGAUUCAGUAACAUGUUUUUGAUUUGAAUUUAAUUUUGAUUUAGCAAAAGAACCAGUAAUUUCAUAAAAAAUCAAAAUCAUAAAUGAUUUUAAGAAUCAGAAGUUUAGUUACAACACUAUUUUAGUAUCACCCUACAUAUUAUUUAUAAAACAUUCUGACUGACCAGCCUGGUGUUUGUAAUGUUCCUUAAUAUGAAAAAGUAGUUCUCUCAUGACCUGAUCUUAGUUCUCCAAAUCACAGGUAGUAGUAAAGAGUUUCACCAGAUUGGAAAUUGUUUUAUUUCAAAUAUGGUCCCUUCGUGCACUUAGUUUCAUUGUGCCUCAGUUCUCAAUAGUUACUAAAUCUAAGUGCAAACAAGUAUUCAUUUUCAUACAGGAAUUUUAAAAAUAUGUUAUUUUUUAAAAUGUUCAUUUCUUCAUUUGCCUCUGCUUUUGCCUGAUCCAAAGAGACCAGGUCACUGUCCUGGUCCCUUGCAAGUCUUUUAGACAGGUUGUACUGUAGAACUAUGUAACUUUCUGUUGAAAGCACUUCCUGUAUUCUUGUAUUCCAAUGUAGGAAGCCAAUAGAGCAGGACUUUACUUUAAAAUUUCUUUCAGUGAUUGACUCCUUAAAGUUGCAGUAAUGUGAGAGUACAUUUUUUACAAACUGAGAAUACAAUAGAGUAAGCUGUUGAAAAUUGAAAACAAUUCCAGUUUAAAAAAAUUUUAACUGUCUGCUCUGAAUAUUUAGUAACGAACACUGCAUCAAGCAAAUAGCAUUCAGAAACAGAAGCUGUUCUCUCUCUAAAUCUUCACUCUUCCUUCAGUUUAUAUUUGUGAUAUAAAGACUAUCCAGUGCUCAGUUUGAAUCAGAGCAUCAUGUUAAAACCAGUUCUGAGACUCCUUAUGACGUUUCUAGUGACUUGUGAUUAGAUUUUAUGAAAUUUACAAAUAACGUUCUUCAACGUGAUGUCAUCUUGUGCCUUUCAUGUAAGUUAAAUUUGCUCAUACAGCUUAAAAGUUGUAUUUGCAAAAUUAGGCCUUCGAUUUUUAUAAAUGUAAAGAUUCCUCAGAACAGUGUCACAAGAUCUUUAUUUCCUCUGAAGUAUGUAAAAGUUGUAUAACGUACUAAUUUUUUAAAAUGGCAAGGCACUUUCAUUUCUUGUUUUUAUAUUUAGGAACUCUAAUCAGGAAUAUUAUAAGCUGUUUUCUUUAUAGUUUUGCUUCUUACCUAAUAUAUAAUUUUAUGCACAAUACUUUAUUAAAUAGAGUAUGUUUUGUAUAUAGGAAAAAUAUUUUUUUUCUUUCUAUAAAACAUAACUAUUUACCAGUUACCAAAAUGCAGUAUAUCAUUGUUCCUAGUCCCAACUAAGUACUAUAUAUUAUUGUAAGCUAGAGUUUGUUAUUACCAUAAUAACAAAACCACAUAGAUACUCUUACUUCAGCUUGGCUGUAGUGACAGGCCUUAAAAGAAAUCCAAAAAGACAGUGGACUUCUAUAUUUUUUAGUUUAAAAGAUGGCAGCUCUAUGCAUUCAUAUACACGAAUUAUAAGAAAAAAUACAAAUGCCAUGUUGGGUGACUGAAGUUUGAGGAUGUACGUUGAGAGUUGCAUUAAAGGAAAAAUCCAUCUUUUUAUUGUUACAUCAAUAAGCUUAUUCUAGGUUUUCUUUUAAAUAAAUGAUUAGAUUAUAGAGUUAGAACAUGAAUGGAGUGGCAAAAUAUUUCAUUUAAGUGUUUUCAACAACAGUAUCAAAAAAGAUUGGAAGGAAGAAUGUAGUUUUUCUGAGAAAUUGGACUUAGGUUAUUUGACACUAUGAUUUAUCUUUUUUUAGCUUUGAAACAACUGACUACAUUGCUAACAACCAGUAUCUUCUUAAUAAAAAGAGUUAUCAGUCUUAUUUGUAGCUGUAACAGAGCAUAAUCACAUUAAUAAGACCAGCUUGGUGCUUUCACCUUUAGUAAGAAAAAGACCUAACUAACUGUUAUUUGUUAAACCUACCUUUUUUCGGACUAUGCCCAGAGUUGUACAUGUGACUUGAUAUAUCCUUACAGGUUUAUUGGUGUAAGUAGCAGAUUCUUCAUGUCCUAAAAAUGAAUUGGUUUCUAAAAAUUUCAGGAAAGACCCUACCUCCACCCUAGCUGCCAAGUCCUCAAAGAUGAUAUCAUCCAUCUGUAUGGGUGUGUAUGUCUGUAUAAACACACACACAGCAUAUACAUGUAUAUGUUUAUGUGUAUAUUUAUUUGUAAAGGUGAAGAUGUCCUGGCGUUUUCAGAUAACUGAAUAGAAAAAUAUUUCUCAAGUUGAUGCAUUAUUUUUCUCCUUUAUAUAUUUACUAGAUAUUCUGUUUGGGUUUGGGUGCUAUCUGCUGCCAUUCUCCACACAUAGCCGAAUAUUCAUCUUUUUUCCAGCAGAUUGACACAGCUUACAGUAAUUACUCCCCCCAAAUUAUCCAUUACUUUAGAAAAGGAUUAAAUAGGGCUCAAGAGACCCACUUCACUCUGUAGAAUCUAGUGUACAAGAAGACAAUACUACUGUUUUCUUGGUGUGCUUGAAUUUGCAUGAAAGCUUAAAGGCAAAAUCCUUACAUCUCAGUAAUUAAAGCAAAUAGGGGCCCACUGGUGGGCAGCAGGUGUUGGCUCAGAAACUUGGGAAAGACAGCCCACAUUCUUAGUAUUGUUCUGUUAAAAUUCCCUACAUUUUAUAAUAAAAUGAGAUAGUCCAAAUGUGACAAUUAACUGGCUUUUAUGGGAGCCUAUGAGUCUAGAAUUACAGGAUUUUUAUUUAUCUCCCAAACGAGCUGUAGGGUAUACUUAUUACUGCCCAGGAAACAAAACGUAUAUCAUGUAAGUAAAGAAUUCACUUAGUAUAAUAUCAUCUUAUCCUUCAGGAGCUUUCUUCUAAUCUUGUGUCUUUAGUACUAACCAUAUUUUGUUUGAAAUAUAUUUGUAUUUCAUCUUACUAAGCAUUGAAUGAAUCCUCAAUAAUAUUGUAUUUGAUGACAAAAAUAAUAAAUUGGACCAUAA